Molecule: messenger RNA, 2453 nt
Organism: Schistosoma mattheei
Lineage: Eukaryota; Metazoa; Platyhelminthes; Trematoda; Strigeidida; Schistosomatidae
Source: the annotation of a GenBank genome assembly
AUUAAAUGAUUGCGCGCGCUUUUCGAACGGGAAGUUUAGUCCUAACGUGAUUUGCAUUUAUCAAACUUUUGCUGUGUUCUUACGCAACAAAAGUACCAUUUCAGUUCUAAAGAAUCUGCCCUGAGCUAUACGUUCGGCUGAAUUGUAUCCAAUCAAAUCAAAUUCAUUCUGCUCUUAUGGUUAUUCUCAAUGGAUUCAGCAGGCCUGUAAACCAACUUCCUCGUAUUUCUCUGAGAACUAAUGUCCUAAAUACGCGUGCUCACUUAUUUGAAGUAUUCUUUCGACGAGUUGCACUUGGUUACAUUCGUGUGUUUCCUUUGACUGCCCGUCGCAUCAUCGAAUUUGGGUUUCUGGUACAGGCUGUUUUCGUACUAGUUGUAUUCAUACAUCUUCACGUAACAUUUGUAAAAUCUCCAGUAACGUGCUUGGAUCAUUUGCGUAGUGAAUUUGAAAGCAUAAAGUCUGGUUCAGAUGUAUCUUUUACCUCCAUAACUAUGGAUGCCAAUUAUUUGUCAAAAGGUAAUGGAUCAGAUUCUUUUUUACGACGUUCAUGGCCUAACUAUGGUGUUUUACGUAUCGAAGUCAUUCGUUCUCCUGAUCCGUUCUAUUCUCUCGAUGACUCAUAUGCGAAAGAGUUUUACGGUACUGAAACUGAUUAUCGUUUUGAAGCCAAAAAUGAAAAGACACCACAGGUUAACGAGUUGGAUAAACAUAUUGCCUAUAUUCCCAAAAAUUCAAAGUAUUCACUAGCUUAUUUUGCCGAGAACAUCAUCCCCGAACAUCAGGACUUCUGGAAUUCACUUUUAUCUUUGCCAUUCAUUGCAUAUGGGUCGAUCAAAGAAAAUUUCAACCACUUUUUAAAUUACUUAUACGCUAGUAAUCGAGAGCGAACAUUCUCUUUUAAAGAGAAUGAGGAAAAUAUGUCUCCAUAUAACGCAAUUAUAACCACCAGGAAUAAACUCAGUCAGUUGUUGCCUGAAGUGAACCGGUUAUUAUUCGACAUCUUUGCUGGUAUCGUUGAUUUUAUUUACGACAUCCCUAUUCGUAUAUAUGCCUCGUCAGGUCCUGCACUAAACACAAAUGAGAGCUACAUAAUUGAAUACGCCUUGGAGUAUGGCUUUCUUCGCCUCUCACCGCGGGCCCGAAAUCGGCUUAACGUAACUGUAAAAUUAAUUGUUCUUGACCCAGAAACAAACCCUUGCUUCGGCAGUAAACUCAGUCGUUUCCUCAUGGAAGAGUUUCUCGGUUAUGAAGACCUUUUGAUUGGUAGUGUGAAGUACUUAUCAGCUAGCGAAGGAUUGAAAGGUUAUGUGGUAAAUGUAAUGAGCGGACAACAUUAUAAGCUCGUUAUUUCGCAGAUGUCUAGGUCGUCCUACUUUGCUGCUGCUCUGAUCAUGUUACUAUUUACAUUUUGUAUAUCCGUUCUGUUAAGAUAUUCAAGUCAACAGCUUGUGGUUGUAAUAGCUGAUAUUCUCCAAAUGUUUGAAACGAAUACCUCGUUUGGGAUUCCUGUUGCCCCAUUUAUGACAGUGAUUCUUGCUCUUGUUGCCAUGGAAACUAUCAUGUCUGAAUUUUUUGGAGAUUCAAUCACUGCGUUUUAUGUUAUUCUCAUUAUAAGCGUUUGUGAUCACUAUGAAGCUGUAUUUUGUCGUACUGAAUUAAGCAAAAGAUAUUGGCCAAGGUACUUCUACUUGUAUCAUUUUGGAUUUUAUGCCUACCAUUAUCGUUUCAAUGGGCAUUCAGUGGUGUUGCUCUUUGGGUUUCCUGGCUAUUUAUAUUGCAUUCAAUGAUUUAUUUCUUCCAUCAUUACGAAUUACCUAACCUGCUUAGUGAUUGGGAAUUCCGUGAAUUCGUUUCUAAUAAUCAACUUGUAGGUCAAAUUCAGCUACAAGUUUCCACACCAUCAUUAUCUGUCCGGAAUAGUCAGGAUGCUUCCAGCUUAAACCAUUCUAUCAACUCUCAUGAACGAACAGAGUUGUUAGGUGACUUAACAACUACUGUUGGGGAUUCAGACAAUCUCGAGUCAAAUGAAUUGUCUAACAAUGUUUUCACUGUUACAAGUUCAGUACCUACUUUUAGUGAGAUUCCUGGUGAAAUCGAAGCUAAUCAAAGUGAUUUACUUUCUAAUAAUACUGCAUUAGCUGAUUCUCCCACAACUUCUGCUAAUUUAAAUCACCUAGAAUAAUAAUUUAUGAUCUAUUAACAUUUGUACUUUUGUUAUUUUGUGUUUAUUUAAUGUAAUAUCCCAUCUCUAUGAUUUUUCACAUUUACGCUAGGAAAUUGAGGUUUCUCACUACUUGGACUUUCAAACGGCUGGAAAAAUAAAGUCAUCCAUUCUGGGCUUAGGUUCCUUUCAUUUAUUGAUUAUUAGAAUGUUCCGGUUCUUAUCGUCUAUUUAGGCUGUGAAGAUGCUAGGUGAUCAGACUGAAUAAAUUUGAAUUUUUUAAAUUAAU